GACCGCGGGGACCUUGGAGGGAGCCCGGCCGGCGUCGGCGGAUGCUGCAGGCGCCAUGAGCUCCCCACAAGGACCAAGCUUCCUGUCGGGGCUGCUCUCUGGAGGUGCCUCCCCCAGUGGCAAUGAGGGCUUCUUCCCCUUUGUGCUGGAAAGGCGGGACUCAUUCCUGGGAGGGGGCCCAGGGCCCGGAGAGCCCGAGGACCUGGCCCUACAGCUGCAGCAGAAGGAGAAGGACCUGCUGUUGGCCGCGGAGCUUGGCAAGAUGCUUCUGGAGCGCAAUGAGGAGCUACAGCGGCAGCUGGAGACACUGAGCGCCCAGCACUCUGAGCGUGAGGAACGGCUGCAGCAGGAGAACCAUGAACUCCGCCGGGGCCUGGCAGCACGGGGCGCAGAAUGGGAGGCCAGAGCUGUGGAGCUGGAGGGGGACGUGGAGGCCCUGCGGGCCCAGCUGGGAGAGCAGCGCGCCGAGCAGCAGGGCAGUGGGCGUGAGCGGGCGCGGGCCCUCAGUGAGCUCAGCGAGCAGAACCUCCGGCUCAGCCAACAGCUGGCCCAGGCCUCCCAGACCGAGCAGGAGCUGCAGAGAGAACUGGAUGGCCUCCGGGGGCAGUGCCAGGCUCAGGUCCUGGCAGGAGCAGAGCUGAGGACGCAGCUGGAGAGUCUGCAGGGGGAGAACCAGAUGCUGCAGAGCCGCCGGCAGGACCUGGAGGCCCAGAUCCGAGGCCUGCGUGAGGAGGUGGAGAAGGGCCAGGGCAGGCUACAGGCUACCCACGAGGAGCUGCUGCUACUGAGGCGGGAGAAGCGGGAGCAUAGCCUGGAGCUGGAACGCGCGCGCUCCGAGGCCGGGGAGGCAUUGAGUGCGCUGCGGGGGCUGCAGAGGCGCGUCUCGGAGCUGGAGGAGGAGUCGCGCCUUCAGGACGCCGAUGUGUCGGUAGCCUCACUGCAGUCGGAGCUUGCUCACAGCUUCGACGGCGACCAGGACCAGAAAGCGGACGGACGCAGGGACGCCCCGAACACUCGGUCCCCUGAGAUCCAAGAGGCGUUCAGCCACCAGCCUUCACCCCAAGAGGAGAGCCUGGAGCCUCCCAAGAAGCGAGCAUCUCUGAGGCUAGGGGAGAUACUAGAGGAGAAGGAGGCCGAAGUGGCCCGGCUGCAGGAUGAGAUCACGCUGCAGCGGGCCGAGUUACAGUCCCUGCGGGAGGAGCUGCAAAGGCAGAAGGAGUUGAGGACACAGGAAGACCCCGAGGAGACCCUUAGCAGCGCCCUCUCGGAUCGGGAUGAAGCUGUGAACAAGGCGCUGGAACUGUCCCUGGAACUCAGCCGCGUCUCUCUGGAGCGGGACUCGCUCUCCCGGGAGCUGCUUCGCACUAUCCGCCAGAAGGUGGCGCUGACGCAAGAGCUGGAGGCCUGGCAGGACGACAUGCAGGUGGUGAUCGGCAAGCAGCUGCGCUCGCAGCGCCAGAAGGAGCUGAGUGCGGCCGGAUCUGCCCCGCGUCGCGCCGCCCCGCGCUUCUCGCUGCGCCUGGGCCCAGGGUCCGCCGGCGGCUUCCUGAGCAAUCUCUUCCGAAGGACCUGAAGGCUGGGCGAAGGGGGCCGCCCAUGACCUC
Molecule: messenger RNA, 1604 nt
Organism: Zalophus californianus (California sea lion)
Lineage: Eukaryota; Metazoa; Chordata; Mammalia; Carnivora; Otariidae
Gene: BICDL2
Product: BICD family like cargo adaptor 2
Exons: 10
Coding region: 56-1573 (505 amino acids)
Biological process (GO): Golgi to secretory granule transport; vesicle transport along microtubule
Source: RefSeq, a predicted model, not a curated record